Molecule: messenger RNA, 1034 nt
Organism: Danio rerio (zebrafish)
Lineage: Eukaryota; Metazoa; Chordata; Actinopteri; Cypriniformes; Danionidae
Gene: chsy3
Product: chondroitin sulfate synthase 3
Cellular component (GO): Golgi apparatus; membrane; Golgi membrane
Molecular function (GO): glycosyltransferase activity
Source: RefSeq, marked validated
CUCCAGUAUGCCCAUAUCAAUUUGAGGAGAUUGUUGUGUAUGACUAAUCUGCUGUAUUGACUGUGCGAUGGCCCUCAGGUCCAGAAGACCGCUGGUGAGCGUCAUCGUGGGGGUUUUUCUGGGCUUCACAGCCGCGUCGUGGCUGGUUGUCCCCAGAGUUGUGGAGACCAGUGUGAAGAACAGAAGGUCUUCAGUUUGCACAUACUACAGUAAUGCCAGGGCUCAGGCUAAAGUUUCAGACACCGCCCACAGUACCUCGUCAACCAAUGGCAGACGCAAGCAGCUGCAGCCGCUCUUCUCCAGUCAGGAAGGCAGUGAUGAAGGUGAAGAGGAGCUGUACAGGACAGGGAACAGUAGUGAUGCAGCGGGACCUAUACCUCCAGCUAACAGCUUUCUGUAUGUGGGGGUCAUGACAGCACAAAAGUACCUGGCCUCCCGGGCCGUGGCUGCCUACAGGACGUGGACCCCCAGUAUCCCCGGCCGAGUGGAGUUCUUCUCCAGUGAGGGCUCUGAGAGGGUGCCCUUGCCAAUCCCAGUGCCAGUCAUCUCGCUGACUGGGGUGGAUGAUUCCUACCCUCCUCAGAAGAAGUCUUUCAUGAUGCUGAAGUACAUGCACGACCAUUAUCUGGAUAAAUAUGAGUGGUUUAUGAGGGCUGAUGAUGAUGUCUACAUCAGAGGUGAGAAGUUGGAGUCAUUCCUUCGAUCUCUUAACAGUAGUAAGCCACUGUAUCUGGGUCAGACAGGUCUUGGUACCACAGAGGAGUUGGGUAAAUUAGCCUUGGAGCCUGGAGAGAACUUCUGUAUGGGUGGUCCAGGGAUGAUCUUCAGCCGGGAAGUUCUCCGCAGGAUGGUGCCUCACAUCGGGUCCUGUCUCAGGGAAAUGUACACUACUCACGAAGAUGUGGAGAUAGGACGCUGCGUCAGACGUUUUGGAGGAACCCAGUGCGUCUGGUCAUAUGAGCUGCUACUUACAUGUUCAGCCUCUCAAAUAUACAGUUUAAGUCAGAAUUUCAUUCAUUCAUUCAUUCAUUUUC